CCCCUCCCGGAGCUGAGGAUCCUCUGGCUCUCCUUCCCUCCACCCGGUUCAUCUCCUGCUCUCCCGCCCGGACACCAUGAGAAGAUAUUUCUCCAGAUACGGAGAUGGGAAUUUCAGCUCCUCCUCCGCCCACUGCGGGACGUUGGGUGGUGGGGACGGGAGAUUCCUGGGGUUUGGGCCGGGAUACGGCAGCAGGAGCCUCCACAACCUCGGGGGCUUCAGGAAUGUCUCUGCCGCCGGAGGAUACGGAGAAGGAGCGGGAUACGGGAGGUUUGGAGGCUGGAGACAACCCGAGAGGGCGUUUUAUGGCAGGGGGUACUUCAUGGGAGCUUUUCCAAGGGGUGAAACGGGGCUGGGAAGCACCUCCAGGGCCAGCCCGGGCAGGGAGGGGCUCGGGGCAGAGGGACAGGGGGUGGGACAGGCCGGGAUGCUCCGAGGCAUCGAGGAGGUCCACGUCAACCCCACCCUGCUGAGGCCCCUGGAGCUGCAGGUGGACCCCGAGUUCCAGAGGGUGCGUUCGGACGAGAAGGAGCAGAUCAAGGCCCUCAACAACAAAUUCGCCUCCUUCAUCGACAAGGUGCAGUGUCUGGAGCGGCAGAACCAGGCCCUGUUGGCCAAGUGGCAGCUCCUGCAGCAGCAGAGCUCCGGCCCCGAGGAGAGCAGGAACAUCUCCUCCUUCUUCCAGUCCUACAUCUCCAGCCUCCAGCGGCAGCUCCAGACGCUCCAGAGCCAGAAGGAGCAGCUGGACCCCGAGGCCUACAACAUGCUGCAGCUGGUGGAAGAGUAUAAAAACAGGUUCGAGGACGAGAUCAACAACCGCACGGCCCGGGAGGAGGAAUUUGUGGAGCUGAAAAAGGAACUGGACAGUGCCUACAUGGGGAAAAUGGAGCUGGAUGUGAGGGUGGAAAUCCUGAAGCAGGAGCUGGAGUUCCUCCGGUGUCUGCACGAAGCUGAGCUGUCCCAGCUGCAGACCCUGGCCGGGAACACGGAUAUCGUGCUGUCCAUGGACAACCGGCGGGAUGUGGAUCUGGAUGGGAUCCUGGAGGAGGUGCGCCGGGAAUACGAGGGCAUCGCCCGCCGCAGCUCGGCCGACGUGGACUCCAUGUACCGGGGCAGGUACCAGGACCUGCAGAACACGUGGGAGAACCAACAGGAGCAGCUGAGGAACAGCCACCGGGAAAUCCAGGAACUCGCCAGGCACAUCCAGAGGCUCCAGCCGGAGAUUGAAGUCGCCAGGAAAAGGAAUUCCAGCCUGCAGGACUCCAUCCGGGACGCGGAGCUGCGGGGUGACUCUGCGCUGCGGGAGGGUCGGGAGCAGCUCCGGGAGCUGGAGGAGGCCCUGAGGGAGGCCCGGCAGGAGCUGGCCCGGCUUGUCCGUGACCACCAGGAGCUGCUGGAGGCCAAGGUGGCCCUGGACGUGGAGAUCGCCGUGUACAGGUCCCUCCUCGAGGAGGAGGAGCACAGGAUCCAGGAGGGAUCCCCGGCCACAAUCUGUGUCAUCGACCACCAGGCGGGAAUGACCGGAGUCUUUGGAGUGGGACCCGGAGGGAUAAAGGGC
Messenger RNA from Neopelma chrysocephalum (saffron-crested tyrant-manakin), 1558 nucleotides. Its product is annotated as keratin, type II cytoskeletal 75-like. The transcript is spliced from 9 exons. Lineage: Eukaryota; Metazoa; Chordata; Aves; Passeriformes; Pipridae. Gene Ontology annotation, biological process: intermediate filament organization; keratinization. The annotation marks the transcript as partial. The record is from RefSeq and is a predicted model, not a curated record. Gene Ontology annotation, molecular function: structural constituent of skin epidermis. Gene Ontology annotation, cellular component: keratin filament.